GAGGAGCAGACCGGACCAGUGGCAAAAUCUUGGUAUAAGGAUGGCUUCUCCUGGUGGCCUCCCUACAAAGAUGAAAACCGACUCUUGAAAAGUGUCAGGAAAUCAGAGGUCCCACAGCCUGAUAAAGGGUGGAGCCAGCACAGCGUGCGAAUACUUUAUGAAUCAGAGUCGUUUGACAACAUUGUUGCCAACUGGAAAAAGUCAUGCUACACAUCAGAUCUUAACUCAGAAACUCCAGCACAGAAACUCUGGGAAAGAGAGUCAGGAAAAAGAAAAUAUACUCUUCAUCUGAACAAGAAGAAGAAGAACCACAACCUGCCAAAGUAAAAAAACUUGCAAAUGCACCAAGGCCCCCAGCCCCACUACAAAGACAGAAACAUGGUUCAAAAAAUAACACACCUACCAUGCAACAAGAUGCAUCAAGGUGGCCCAUGUCCAACCAGUGUACAUGGGCAGAUGCUUCUCAUGGGACAGCACAAGGCCAGGGUGUUCUACCUCAUGUCAGUGCACCUACUGUACAACAAGAUCCAUCAAGGUGGCCCAUGUCCAACCAGUGUACAUGGGCAGAUGCUUCUCAGGGGACAGGACAAGACCAGGGUGUUCUACCUCAUGUCAACGCACCCACCAUACAGCAGGGACUGUCAAGGCGGUUCAUACCCAAUCAGUGUGCACAUUAACAUGCUGUCACUAAGUGGUGGACAUACCAUGAAAAAGACAAUCUGGAGAAUUGCCAGCAAGGUGUUCACCUCCAACCUUGCGAAAAGCCUUAACUGGUGUGGCAGGGGAGACAAGCGAGGUCUAAAACAAACCGCAUGUGGACAAGUUAUUAUUGCUGCCGCGAUGAAAAAUCCAGUACUGCCAGCGCCAACUGAAGCAGAAGCGGAGAAAUGCUUAAAAGAUUACUUCCCAGCUAGCAAAAAAUGUAUGGCCCAGUUCUGGGCCAAAUCUGGCAUGCCGGAACUUUUUGUGUCGGCCCACAUCCGGCAGCCGGAUCUGGCCUGGUGUCAAAAAGAAUGACGGUUAGAUUGUGGCCCGUAUACAGCUGCCCAGAUCCCAGCCAUGACUGCCAGCAAUAUACCAGCACUUAACCACCUGCUAGCCAGAAUAGCCAUUAUCGGGCCAAUAAUGGCCCAGUUCUGGCCUGCAGUAGAUUUUUAAAAGGCUUUUCCCUGCCAUAUUUAACCUUUAAUGGUCACUGGAACUACUACAACUGUUCUUGCUUCUUAUUGCUAUGAAAAUACUC
Molecule: messenger RNA, 1243 nt
Organism: Trichomycterus rosablanca
Lineage: Eukaryota; Metazoa; Chordata; Actinopteri; Siluriformes; Trichomycteridae
Exons: 8
Coding region: 340-1017 (225 amino acids)
Source: RefSeq, a predicted model, not a curated record